GGCUCCCUCUUUCCGGAAGUGUGGGGGAGGAAAACCGCUAUCGUAGCAGCGGCGGCGGGCCUGGCCCGUCGGUUCGUCCGUCUCCGCCAUGUCCACCAUGGUUUUCGGGGCGAAAAGCUUCAAGCCGAGGCCGCCGGACAAGGGCGCCUUCCCCUUGGAUCACUUCGGCGAAUGUACGCUUUUCAAAGAAAAAUUCAUGAAGUGUCUGCAGGCAAAUCACUUUGAGAACGGAUUGUGCAGACAGGAGUCGAAAGAAUAUCUAGAAUGCCGAAUGGAGAGGGAACUGAUGGUCAAAGAGCCACUGGAAAAACUGGGAUUUAAAGACCUAAAGGAAGAGAAAUCCGAAGACCAACCGGAGACAGUGCAACAAAAAAAUCCCUCCUGACCUUUCGUCUUAAUCCCAGGAUCUGCAGUCGUACCUAUUGUACAUUGCCCCUUUUGCGUUUCGUUUUAAGAGAAAGUUAUUCUUGGAAAAGGUUACAGAAAUUCAGCAAAUGACAGCUUGGUAGGAAUGAUGGUGGGGUUUGUUUUCCAGCUGUUUCCGUAGUUUUGGGAUAGUUUUUCCUUUAAAAAAAAGAAAAGAAGAUUGCAGUGCUUUUGGAUAGACUGUUUGGACUGGUGUUGAUAUUAGAACAUUAAAAACUUAAGCCAAUAAUCAGAAAUUACGCUGUUAGAUUUCUGUACUCUGUACUGAGUUUUUAUUAAAAGGUUUAGCCUUA
Protobothrops mucrosquamatus (brown spotted pit viper) is the source of this 719-nucleotide messenger RNA. Its product is annotated as cytochrome c oxidase assembly protein COX19-like. Lineage: Eukaryota; Metazoa; Chordata; Lepidosauria; Squamata; Viperidae. The record is from RefSeq and is a predicted model, not a curated record. The transcript is spliced from 3 exons. Gene Ontology annotation, cellular component: mitochondrial intermembrane space. Bases 89 to 385 code for a protein of 98 amino acids. Gene Ontology annotation, biological process: mitochondrial respiratory chain complex IV assembly.